GAAAGUUUUAAAAUGAUACUCCAAAAUGAAAUAAAAUUUGGAGGUUUUUCUUUUAUAUGAUGCUGCGAUGUUUUUUGCUGUUAAUUUCUCAUAGUUUUGUUUUUGAUCGCGUCCAUUUACAGCUGGAGCCUCAACACCGUAAAGCUGGCGCCAUUCAAGAGCUGAGCCUUGUCAAAAUACAGUUGAACCCUGCUAUUACGAAUUUUUGAGGGAAAAGAAAACUACAGUAGCUCGAAAUAGCGGUAGUUCGGAAUGGCCCUUAGGAAAUGACUAACGGGCAAAUCCAUGGCUAAUGGUUUUCAGUUCCAAAUAACGGGGAAUUCUAAAUAGCCGAGUUCGAAUUAACGGGGUGCAAUUGUAACUUGACUAAACGGGUUGCAGAAACGGUUUACUGUAACGAGGACAAAUUGUCUCCAUCAAUGAAUGGAUGAAUGAAUGAAAGACUUCAUUAAACUGUCAAUAGUAUCUAGCUUAAAAAAAACUAAUUGGGGACACUAUUUACACAAUACUAUGCACCUUAGCUAAAGUUAAAAUUAUUUUCAAUCACAGGCUGCAUCAAGGCCUACUCUCCUCUUAAGUUCUUCAAUUUUCAAUAUUCUGGAUGUCCAGAAAACAGUGACUAUUCCAUUUUGGAAGAGCGCCAUCAGUAGAAAGUCAAAUCUCGAGAGUUUUAUCUCGCAUGGAGUGUAACACAUGCUCGGUAUAGUUUGCAAUAUUUCCCGGCAGACGUUUCAUAUAAUUUUGGCCAGUAUCUACAUUGGAAAUUAACCUUCCAAGCAGACAUUCUCUAAGCGCGCCACGCUUUGAAAAGUCCGAGAAACUAUCUUUGUCAUGGGAACUUUGGCGUCGAUUUAAGUCAUAAGACUCUGAACGUUUACAAUUGACCCAAAGCUGAGCUGUUUUCCAACAGUGGCAAUAAGUGUUCUUUCCUUCCCAGCCGAGCGGACAAGAAACAAACAAAGAAAAAAAAAAGAAAAGAUUUAUGGUUAUUAAACGUUUAGGAAGGGCAAUGGGACGGGCGUUAGCUUUUUUUUCAAAAACUCCUUCAGUGUAACCUUUCCUUCCAGUAUUACCUUCACUGUCGUUUAAAGUUUUAUUUUAUUUUAUUUCAUUUUCACUCUGUUAAAGAAAGGAUUUCCGUAUUUAUCCGAAUACAGUGGGUUUUAAAGUGAUGCUGGUUUUAAAGUAAUGCAUAUAAAUUUUAAUCCAUUACAGCGCUAUUACUUAGACGUGAACUAAUUCGCUGUUAGCACAGCUGGCAAAUAUCAAAAUAUUCGAAAGAAGAAAGAGUUGCUCUUGAACCUCAAGCAGAAACCCAGAACUUCCGCUUGUAUUUCCGGGCCUAUCAAGGCGGAUGGAACAACAAGCACGGACCGCGAAAAAGUGUGCCUUUGUUAGCGAGUAUUGUUAAAUACUACAUGACCAGGUUGUACUCCAGUACGGACAAAUAUCGCUUCUAAAAAAUAUCAGAAAAAUAGGAUUUAGUUGUGGGAUCAAUUCUGGCAAAGUGGCACGUCACCUUGAAACAGUGUACUAGGUCAUUUCAGAUAAACUCUAGUGUAGGAUAUGGAUAUGUGGCAUUGGUUGGUAAUUCAAAAUAAAGAUACUGAGUGACACGAUUAAUCACGAGAGGUUUGGAUACUGUGAGCUGAAUUACAAAAACAAAGGGCAGGUAAAUACUAUUGGCUUAGGCUAACAAAAAGGUACGUACUUUAUCAAGUGACUCCCAACUACAUUUGAACCAGUUCAUUGGAUGCAUUCGAAGGAUCAAAUCGACGCCAUUUCCAAUUUGCCGUGAACACCAUGAAGAUGCUGUAUGUGUUUUUCUUGCUUUUUACCUCGCAAUUUGCCUUGGCGAGCUCAUUCAAGAUUAUAAAAGAACAGACCGAGAACGGAAUGAAGACUCUGCUGUCGGAAAUGAGAAAAACCGCAUCAGAAUCCACUAAAUCAAACAUACACCCCUUUUUGACUAUGGAAGGUCAAAAAGUUCCUAGUGGAGCCUCCUCUGUAGGACACAAUCAAGCAAAAUCUCUUGAAGACCAUGCUGCAGUUCAGCUUAGGGGAUCCUCAACUAAGAGAACAAAGCGUGAAAGUCCACAAAGUAAGGCCGAUCAAGCAGUUAAUGGCUGCCGAAAGGAGGACUUGCUCGUCAACACAUCAGAUCUUGGCUUGUCUGCCAAAUUUAUUAGACCUGAGAGCUUUAACGCUUACCAGUGCAGAGGAAAGUGUUCCUUAACACAAGGGAACACGUUCACCCUUCACUCACUGCUCGAAGCUUUUGUGAACAAGAAGGGCAACAAAGCCGAUGGCGAGGGAUGCUGUGUUCCCACCAAACUUCGGUCACUUUCUGUCAUUUAUUACGCCAAGGAGCAUGGAAUUUUCGAGCGGCGCACUUUCCAAGAUAUGAUUAUUGAAGAAUGUGGCUGUUACUAAAACUUUACGCCUCCGAUUCCUUUGUGGCAGUACUAAAACCCCAAGAUAUGAUUAAACGAUGCAAAUCAUCAGAGCGAGAAAAAAAAAAAAAAAAAAAAAAA
Orbicella faveolata is the source of this 2534-nucleotide messenger RNA. Its product is annotated as dorsalin-1-like. NCBI's taxonomy places the organism in Eukaryota, Metazoa, Cnidaria, Anthozoa, Scleractinia, Merulinidae. The record is from RefSeq and is a predicted model, not a curated record. Gene Ontology annotation, cellular component: extracellular region. Gene Ontology annotation, molecular function: cytokine activity; growth factor activity.